GAUGGCAGUGACGGAAGAUGGCAACAACAAAAGGGAGAUGGCGAUGGUGUGCCCGUCAUCUGCGGCCUUGCCAAGUGGAGUAAGAAUGACAUAGAGUACGUCAUAGACAUUAGGCAAGGCUUUGGAGGCCGUAAAGCACACGAAGAAGCCUAGAAUCCAUACUUUCAUUGCCACAAGUGAGAUCCACAUGACGGCCAAGCUCAAAAUGACCGAGGAGCAAGUGAUGCAGAAGGCAACUAGCAUGGUCAGUUUUGCCCGGAGCCUGGUCUGGAUGCCCCGAUGUCUAAUUCAGCCCUGAAGAUGCGGGCAGAUCUGAUAGGGAGUUUCUUUAUCAAAUACUUGGAGAAGUUAUCAAAGCUGGAGCAACAACCCUUAAUAUCCCCGGUACCGUUGGUUAUACAAUUCCCUCAGAAUUUGGACAGCUGAUUGCUGAUAUAAAAGCCAACACCCCUGGAAUUGAAAAUGUUAUCAUUUCAACACACUGUCAUAAUGAUUUAGGGCUUGCGACUGCGAACACUUUAGCUGACUCAGGAGCAUGUGCGAGACAGUUAGAAGUGACCAUAAAUGGCAUUGGUGAGAGAGCUGGAAAUGCUUCAUUGGAGGAGGUGGUCUUUACACUGGGGAAAAUACACAAAACAUUAUGAUGACAAGCAAGAUGGAUGGAAUGCUAAAACAGGAAUACUUAUAAGAUAAUAUCUCCACAGGAUAUCGGGCUUCGUCGGGAAAAUGAAUCUGGUACUGUCCUUGGGAAACUCAGUGGGCGCCAUGCUUUGCAAGCGAAAAUCAUGGAGCUUGGUUAUGAGAUUGAAGGAAAGGAACUGGAGGACCUCUUUUGGCGUUUUAAAUCUGUAACAUGUGGUAGGCAUGGCCUUUCAACCGCAACUGUUAAGCUCAUUGAUGCUGAUGGUGAAGAGCACAUUGGCUGUUCUGUUGGGACAGGCCUUGUAGAUGCCGCUUAUAAGGCGGUUGAUCUAAUUGCAAAGGUGCCAGUAACUCUCCUUGAGUACUCCAUGAGUGCCAGUUACUGAAGGUAUUGAUGCCAUAGCGACCACUACUAGAGUUCUGAUCCGGGAGAACCUAACAUCUACCAUGUUUUAACUGAUGAGAAUGCCAACCGUUCAUAUAGGUAUGUGAGAAAGCCUCCUAUGUCUUUGCUUAUAUACCCAUUAUAUUGAAAAGAUCGAAUCCAAUCCAUCACUAGUUCAACUCAAGAGCUUAUAUACC
Messenger RNA from Cuscuta campestris, 1224 nucleotides. The record is from the annotation of a GenBank genome assembly. Lineage: Eukaryota; Viridiplantae; Streptophyta; Magnoliopsida; Solanales; Convolvulaceae.